GGAGUCAAUGAAAAAAUGUGAUCCUGUUUGCAUUAACACAGCCAAAAAAAAAACUUCAUGAAAAGGAAAAACAUAACGAUGCGCAGGGUUAACGCAAACGCACUGAUGCACAAUCAUCUGUCACUGUUCCUGCAGGAGCACAGAAAUACAGCUCAGCAUCUGAACACCUGUGGAGGAGGAGGAAGCAGAUCAACAGGUUUCUCUAUUCAAGAUCCUGUCAAACAGACACUCCCACACACACACACACACACACACACACACACACACACACACACACACACACACACACAAGCUGUAAGAGCAGGUGAGACAAAAACGCAGCGUUUAGACACAUCCCACAGCAGGAGGGUGAACACACACACACUGAAACUCACAGACGGCAGAGGAGACGGUAAUGCAGGAGUUUCUGAGGGUCUCCUGAGGGUCUGUGGAGCUGCAGAUUCAGAUUCUUCAUCUCAGCUGGCGGGUGAGGAUGGAGGGCGUUCUGGAGACUGCGCUGUCUGUGUGUGUGUUCAGACUGAUGAUCAGUGUAUUGUUGUGUCCAUCUAUACUCACACACAGCACCACUGCGGUCAGUCUGUGCUGCUGCUGCCUGGUUCUCUUCACAGACCUCGCCGUCACCUUGUUCCUGCUCUACAUGUGGCUGGUGGAGUUCUGGACGAUUCCCUUUUCAGUGUCCUCAGACGUCAUUGGCCUGCGCUUCCUGCUGUUUCUGUGUCAGUCUUAUGCAGUGGUGCUGCUCUUAACACCUCCUCUGAUGGCUGUGGAGAUGCUGCUUCAUAUGCUGCAGCCUCAAAACGCAGGUCAAUCCCACCACAAGCAAUGCCUUUCUAGGAUCAUCGGCUUCUUGGGAUGUUGUCUAGCAUGGACGGUGAGCGCGCUUUACUGCAGCCAUGACUGGACGCUGGAACGGAUGUCUGUGGAGGAUUGUCUGAAGAAAGAAGGAUGGCUUGUGUUGUGCCUUCCCCAUUUUGAUGACUUAUACAGCGCUCUUCUUGCACUGGUGGUCCUGUUGAGUUUGACAGGGGGUUUAAUCGAGAUGAAGGCGUCCCGUAGAACACCUCAAGAUGACAUCAAGCUUAUGCAUACGUCACUAACUCUGGUAGAGUGUGAAAAGGCCGCCGGCAGCUGUGCUGUUCACAGGGUUGGGUUUGUGUACAGUGAGCCGCGAUGGUUGUGUCCUCAGAAUGAUGCGCUGUGCCCUGAACAAACCAGUUUGACAGACGGUUACAUCCAGAAACAAAGGCAAUCAGCCGGCCGUGCUGUGUUUGCGCAGUCUAAAAGUGAUCUUCUGCUUGAGGUCUCAUCACUGCUGUGUAAAACAGAUCAGCGGAUCUCGAACUGCACACACUGCCGCCUUCAUAAAAGGGAAAGUCCCUGCUUGGGGCCAGAAAUGUUCACAGGGUUGGUAUGCGUGGCUCUGCUUUGCUGUUUUCCCACAGUCGUCAGCAGUAAUGUUCUUCUAAUCUUUAACCUGGAGAAGCUGGUGGCGUACAGUUUGAAACUCUUAUCUCUGUCAGUCAACAGACGCCCGCUUCUGUAAAUGAUGUUGGAAAAAAAACUCUGAAUGACCUCUGACACUGGAUCUGUUUUGGAAUUGAAGAAACUGGAUUAUUAAAAAGAAAAUUUACACAAAAAAA
This is a messenger RNA of Danio rerio (zebrafish), 1640 nucleotides long. NCBI's taxonomy places the organism in Eukaryota, Metazoa, Chordata, Actinopteri, Cypriniformes, Danionidae. The record is from RefSeq and is a predicted model, not a curated record.